This is a messenger RNA of Thlaspi arvense, 1053 nucleotides long. NCBI's taxonomy places the organism in Eukaryota, Viridiplantae, Streptophyta, Magnoliopsida, Brassicales, Brassicaceae. The record is from the annotation of a GenBank genome assembly.
AUGAAUGAAGAAAACUCAACAAUGGAGAUUGAUCUAAACAAUUGGUUACCAGUAACGGCUUCUCGAGAGGCCAAAUGGUGGUACUCUGCGUUUCACAAUGUUACCGCCAUGGUUGGUGCUGGUGUUCUUGGUUUGCCCUUUGCCAUUUCACAACUUGGAUGGGUACCAGGAAUAGGGGCAAUACUGGGAUCAUGGGUGAUAACGUUUUACACAUUGUGGCAACUUGUGGAGCUCCACGAGGCCGUGCCCGGAAAACGGUUUGACCGUUAUCCGGAGCUUGGGGAACACGCGUUUGGUCCGAAACUAGGUUAUUGGUUUGUAAUGCCACAGCAAAUGUUGGUCCAAGUUGGUACCGAUAUAGUCUACAAUGUCACAGGAGGACAAUCGCUUAAAAAAGCGGUCGAGCUCUUGAUCCCGAGUUUCGCCAUGAGGAAUACUCAUUACAUUUUGAUCUUCACCGGAAUCCAACUUGCCUUGUCUCAAAUCCCUAAUUUCAACUCUCUCAAAGGCGUUUCUCUUCUUGCAGCGGUCAUGUCUGUUUGCUAUUCGAUGAUAGCGUUUGUUGCUUCGACCGUUAAAGGAACGGAGCAAUACCCUUCUAGCUACGAGAUUCGAUCUCAAGAUUCGGUAGAUAUAGCGUUUGAUGCGAUGAAUGCGUUGGGAACUAUAGCGUUUGCGUUUGCAGGACAUAGUGUGGUUCUUGAAAUCCAAGCGACUAUUCCUUCGACACCUGAGGUCCCUUCCAAGAAACCGAUGUGGAAAGGAGUCGUCGUGGCUUACGCCAUCGUCCUCCUUUGCUACCUAACCGUUGCAAUCUCCGGUUUUUGGGCGUUUGGAAAUUUAGUUGAAGACAAUAUUCUUAUCUCUCUUGAAAGACCUAAUUGGCUAAUCGCAGUCGCUAAUUUCAUGGUGUUUCUUCAUGUUGUUGGGAGUUAUCAGGUAUUUGCAAUGCCUGUAUUUGAUGGAAUAGAGUCGUGUCUGGUGAAGAAUCUCAACUUCACUCCUUCCACAUGCCUUCGUAUUGUGGGACGUAGUUCUUACGUUGGUAUGUAA